UAUUCUUGAAACAGUUAAUUAUAAUUGUUGGAUCAGUGUAAAUUUAGUGAUUUUAAAAACUAUAAAGCCUGGAACUGGAAGUGAAAUUUUCAGCGCUUUGGACAUGAGUCAAAUGUUUCAUGAUAGAUCAAUGGAAAUAAAGCAUGUUCUGGUUAAUUCAAGAGGAUGAUUUUUGAUUUUUACGUAGAUAAUGGCUGCUCCAGAGUUUGGGACGGAGUCAUGUGUUGGCCACCAACAGAUAACGGAACUGUUAUGUCUAUGCCAUGUCCAAAUUAUGUCAAUGGGUUUAAACCAAGAGAAAGGGCGAGAAAGACCUGUGACAGUACAGGGGAGUGGUGGGUAAAUUCAGCAUUGAACGGAACAUGGACUAACCUAACACUAUGCUCCGAUAGAGAUUCAAAUUUUCAUUACGAUGUACCUAAAAUUAUAGCGGCACACAGGAACCGUAUACGACUGGUGUACAACAUUGGGUAUGGGAUAUCCUUGGUGUCUCUCUUGCUGGCUGUCACAAACAUGAUUUACUUUAAACGCCUGUAUUGUCCAAGAAACACCAUUCACAUCAAUCUGUUUGUGUCAUUCAUAUUUCGGGCAAUCAUCUCGUUUGUCAAAGAGAACGCUCUUGUUAAACGGGUCGGCUUCAGUUUCGAUGUAGAGCGCUAAAAUGGCAAUUUACAAUUUCUUGAAGAUAGUUCGCAUUGGCAAUGCAAGAUACUCUUUUCGUUCUUAGAUUACAUUCUGGGUGCCAACUACAUGUGGAUAUUUACAGAGGGGAUAUAUAUUUACAUAUGCUAAUUACAGUUGCAAUGUUUUCGGAAAAAAUCUGGAAUUAAGAGACUCCUCGUGUUUGGCUGGGGAGCUCCAAUUGUGUUUGUCAUACCGUGGGUUAUUGUUCGAGCAACAUUAGAAGACGUAUUAUGUUGGAAUACCCAUCCUACACCUGGAUAUUUCUGGAUGAUCCGGGGUCCUAUAGUUGGGGCAAUGGUUAUCAACUUUUUCAUAUUCCUCAACAUUAUUAGAGUAUUAUUCACCAAACUGAAUGCAUUUAAAACUCCGGAUGUUAAAAUACCCGGUAUAAAUAGAAAGUUGGCGAAGUCGACGUUGGUAGUAAUUCCACUAUUUGGGGUACAUUACAUAGUUUUCAUCGGGUUACCUGACAAGGUGGAUGAAACUACUGAAUUGGUCAAAUUAAAUUACGAAAUGUUCUUUAAUUCCUUCCAGGGUUUCUUGGUGAGCCUGUUGUUCUGUUUUCUAAAUGGAGAGGUACAAACAGAAAUCAAGAAAAAGUGGAGACGUUAUGUUCUGAAGCGCGGAGGUAGUGGUUUCAGACGUGCUGGGAGAAAAACUCUGACGUCAUAUAUCUCGCGAAUACGUAGCUUACUUUGCAAACGUGCAAAGGGAAUGGCUGUGCAUUUUGUUAAUUCUUACUUUGUUAUCACAGGAUUCAGUAUUUAAUUGUGUUCUUAUUGCUGUUAAAAACUUUAUUUUCAUUCAUGGUGAGGAAAGAAAGACUACUAAUUUUGUGAAGGUCACGGGCAUUUCCCGCCAGAUACCCGUAUAUGGGCAUAGAUUAAGGAUUCG
Messenger RNA from Mercenaria mercenaria, 1578 nucleotides. Its product is annotated as parathyroid hormone/parathyroid hormone-related peptide receptor-like. Gene Ontology annotation, cellular component: plasma membrane. Gene Ontology annotation, molecular function: peptide hormone binding; G protein-coupled peptide receptor activity. Gene Ontology annotation, biological process: cell surface receptor signaling pathway; adenylate cyclase-modulating G protein-coupled receptor signaling pathway. The record is from RefSeq and is a predicted model, not a curated record. Lineage: Eukaryota; Metazoa; Mollusca; Bivalvia; Venerida; Veneridae.